Messenger RNA from Ruditapes philippinarum (Manila clam), 1512 nucleotides. RefSeq names its product thrombospondin-1-like. Lineage: Eukaryota; Metazoa; Mollusca; Bivalvia; Venerida; Veneridae. The transcript is spliced from 11 exons. The record is from RefSeq and is a predicted model, not a curated record. The coding region runs from base 76 to 1446 and encodes 456 amino acids. Gene Ontology annotation, molecular function: protein binding.
GAGCACCAAAGGCGAUGUAUGUCUUCACGAGCGUUCAACAUUUAGGAUUACUCGGGUGAAGGAAAAGCCACCAUUAUGCUUUUUAAAGGAUUUCUCCUUUUUCUGCUGGCUGCUCCUGGAGACGUUGCUUCAAUAUCUUGUUAUUCGUGUAACAACGUUGACAAUUUAGACAGUUGUAAAACUAAAACAACAUGCGAGGAAAGACAGUCAUGUUUCACACGUUUAGAAAAGAAUGGACAAUCUGCCUCUUUCACACUUGGGUGUAUACAAAAUGAGUACUGCAGUAGCAUACCAGUAUACAGUAAUGUGUCAAAGUUGAGCAAUGGUCAACUGAUACAAGAAUGUGAAGAAUGCUGUGGUGUUGAUCAAUGUAAUAAAGACCUACAUGUAUGCAACAACAAAACCCCGCCACCUUGUAGCGAUACUAUAGAAAAUUGUGUAUACUGGGAUAAAGGUUUUGGUAUCUGUGAAAAUAUCCAUAAAGCUAAGUCAGUUUGUCGUAAAUUCUGCAAACUGUGUGAUCUAGUUGACGGUAACUGGGCAGAUUGGUCUUCAUGGUCAUCAUGUGACGUCACAUGCGAUCAUGGAAAACACACACGAAUUAGAACGUGCACAAACCCUGCACCUGCUUACAAAGGUCUGGAUUGUAAUGGAAACAACACGGACUUUAAACCUUGUACUCGGCCAUUAUGUCCAGUUCAUGGGGGCUGGGCGGGAUGGUCAAGCUGGGAGUCGUGCCCUGUAACCUGCGAUAUAGGUAUUCAAAAGAGACAUCGUAAAUGUACUAACCCGUCUCCACUUCGACACGGCAACCAUUGCUUUGGUGAAUCUAUGGAUGUAAAAUUAUGCAAGCAAAAGCCAUGUGAUGACUCUAACGGAGGUUGGUCAAUAUGGAACAAAUGGAACAGCUGUAGCGUAUCUUGUGAAGGGGGAGUAAGAAUCAGGUCAAGGUCAUGCACAAAUCCAAAACCAGGAAUUCAUGGAAGAUCAUGUGUUGGUGAUCCCGUGCAACAAGACACCUGCAACAAUACUGACUGUCCGCAUGGUUCAAGUGUUGCUUUUAAUGCCUACCAUGUAAAUGACUGCAGUCCAGCGAUAGGACAAACUAUUAUUUUUUCUAAAGUACUAACAAAUGAAGGAGAGGCAUAUAACAAGGUCAAUGGUAUCUUCACUGCACCGAAAGAUGGAUUAUAUACCUUUUUCGCACAGAUGUGUAUUUAUUCGGGUUUUAGAAUGCAUUUUGAGAUAGUGGCAGGAACAAAAGUUUUCGCAACAGCAUAUGGGUAUACUUACAGAGGUAAUGAGUGUUCAUCGGCACAGGCGAUUGUACAGUGCAAAAAAGGUAACAAAGUAUUUGUCAAAUGGAACACAUGGUCAUAUUCUUCAAUUUUCCUUGCCCAAGCUACCUAUUACAGAAAUUCCUUCUCUGGAAAAUAUAAUCUGUAAUUGUUACAAUAAAUGUACUGAUUUUCUUAUGAACUGAUAAACAUAAUAAAAACCACAAAGUUAAUU